AUGGGUCACUCCUACGGAAAGAGAGCGGGCACCCGCUAUGCCUUCAGCCGGCAGUUCCGCCAGAAGGGCAUGAUCGCCCUGAACACCUACCUCAGACAGUACCACGUCGGUGACAUCGUCGAUAUCCGAACCAACGGUGCCGUCCAGAAGGGUAUGCCCUACAAGGUCUACCACGGCAAGACUGGUGUCAUCUACAACGUCGCCAAGGCUGCCGUCGGCGUCAUCAUCUACAAGAAGGUCAAGCACCGCUACAUCGAGAAGCGAAUCAACAUCCGAAUCGAGCACAUCGCCCCCUCGCGAUCCCGAGAGGACUUCCUGAAGCGAGUGAAGGCGAACGCCGAGGCCAAGAAGCAGGCCAAGGCUGACGGCGUUGCCGUCUCCAUCAAGCGCCAGCCCCUCGGCCCCCGAGAGGCCCGCACCGUCUCUCUUACCGACAGCCCCCCCGAGACCGUCACCCCUCUUCCCUACGAGACUACUAUCUAA
This is a messenger RNA of Ilyonectria robusta, 483 nucleotides long. RefSeq names its product ribosomal protein L21e-domain-containing protein. Gene Ontology annotation, molecular function: structural constituent of ribosome. The record is from RefSeq and is a predicted model, not a curated record. Gene Ontology annotation, biological process: translation. Gene Ontology annotation, cellular component: ribosome; cytosolic large ribosomal subunit. NCBI's taxonomy places the organism in Eukaryota, Fungi, Ascomycota, Sordariomycetes, Hypocreales, Nectriaceae. The coding region runs from base 1 to 483 and encodes 160 amino acids. The transcript is spliced from 4 exons.